UGCUGGGGAUGGAACCCAGGACUUCACACCAGCUAGCAAGUGGUCUAUCACUGAGCCUCACCUGCAGCCAUAAAUAACUUUUGUCAUGUUACUUUUCUUCAAAGGAAUUGAAACGCUUUCUCAAGGAGAAAUGAAGAAGAAAACUCUGUGUGCCCUGCACAUGGGAGAUCAAGAGUAUGACGAUAUGGAAGGUGAAGGAAGCAGAAAUAAUACUGCUGCUGCCGGUCUGUUGUACAGUGAAGCAGACAGAUGUCCAAUAUGCCUUAAUUACCUAUUAGAGAAGGAAGUUGGUUUUCCAGAAAGUUGUAAUCAUGUCUUCUGUAUGCCCUGUAUUCUUAAGUGGGCAGAGACACUGGCUUCAUGUCCUAUAGACCGAAAACCUUUUCAGGCAGUGUUUAAAUUCAGUGCUUUGGAAGGUUGUGUUAAGGUUCAAGUAAAAAGACAACUAAGAGAAGCAAAAGAAACAAAAAAUGAAAGCUCUUUUAAGAAACAGCUAUCUUGUCAUGAAAGACCUAAAGGCUUUAUAAGAAAAAAGGCCAUCAUAAGAGAAGAUCUGUUAAGUGUAAGAUUUUAUGACUUGACAUUGCUUCAUAGGAACUCUUCAUACAGUAAAAUGGGAGGAAAGAAAAAUGCACCAAUAAAGAUCGAUAAGCCUCGAAGAUCAAAUCAGUGCACGAGUUAUUGCUUCAGAAAUUUUUUCUCCAAUAUAUUUUCUUCUGGUAGCCACAAUGGAGAAUCUUCCUUUACCUAUAGAGCUUACUGUACAGACUUUACAGAAGUCAGUGAAAUCAGUGCAUUGAUUAGACAGAAGAGACAGGAACUGGAACUAUCGUGGUUUCCUGAUUCAUUACCUGGAAUUGGAAGAAUUGGUUUCAUACCUUGGAAUGCUGAAGCAGAAGUUCUUCCUCUCCUUUCUUCCAUUUUUCCAAGAGCUGCUUUUCCAACAAGCACCUUAUCUUUCAAAAAUUUUGGUACCUCUUGCAAGGGCUAUGCACUAGCACAUACCCAAGAAGGAGAAGAAAAGAAGCAAACUUCUGGUACUUCAAAUACCAGAGGAUCAAGACGAAAACCUGCAGCAACCCCUACAAGGAGAUCUACACGUAACACAAAAGCUGAGACAGUCGCCCAGUCUCAGAGAUCCCCAACAUCAAACAGUUCUGGGUGUGAUGCCCCAGGUAACGGUAAUCCCUCUGUGAGUGUUUUAUCUCCAACUGAGUCGGAAAAGCAAACAAGGCAGGCUCCAAAACGGAAGUCUGUGAGAAGAGGAAGAAAGCCACCUGUAUUAAAAAAGAAACUUCGGCGAUCUAUGCCUCCCCCGGAAAAGUCACCGUCUAGCGAUUCAGUAGAGGAAGAAACAGUGGAGUCUGACUUACCACCUGUGUUAGAAAAAGAGCAACAGUCAGAUGUAGAAAAAAGUAAUAACCUUUGUUCUGUUCAGACAGGUGAAGAGAAACAGGCUGCUCAUUGCUUGGAAAGUUGCAGUGAACAAAUGGAAAAAAAUGAGGAGUGCAGGGAAAAUCAUGACGUGGAGCAAAAUGUAGAGUCUUCACAUUCUGAGUCUUGUACAGAUGACCCUCCUGCAUUGGUUGGAGAUGGGGAGGAGAAUGAAAAACUUGAGACUGUAGCUGUAGAGGGCAACACAGUGAGCCUAGAAAGUAGAAAUUCUAAAGAUAUUUUUGAAAAAGAAAGUGAUCCAUUAGAAAGUCAAGACCAGAUACUGGGAUCUUCAGAAUCAGAGACAAAGGCAGUUACCUGUUCAAAUCCUCCAGGUGAUUUCCUUAUGUGUUCAGGAUCUGAAAUUGAAGUGCAUCAGGCUGUAUCCAGUCCCCCAGGGGAGAUAACUGAGAAUGCAGAAUUAGGGGAUAGUGAACAAAAAGUUACAGAGGUAGAGAGUCCUACAGUGGGAAUUAUUGAUCAUCAAGAUUCAACAGAGAAAACAGAAGAGCUUGUAGAGAACCCCAAGCUAGGAUCUUCUGAGGGUGAAAUUAUACUAACAGUGGACAGAGAAACUGUUGAGACCUCAGAAAUUCAGUUGCCUACACAUAAUGAAACUGAAGACGCAGAUAUAGCAGCAACAUGUGAAACUGCAGAAAAUAAAAAUGUUAAUAGUACUGAAAACUCUGAAAAUAACUUAAUAAAAAAUCUGAACAUGUUGGAUCAGUCUUUAGAAGAAAAGACUGGAUCUCUGGUUGAGCAGCCUAGACAUGUAGAGUUGCUCAGCGCACACAGUGAACAGACAGAGAAGCACUUCAGUGAGGACAACAAUGAGAUGGUACCUAUGGAGUGUGACUCGCUUUGCAGUGACCAAAAUGAACCUGAAAUUGAAGCAGCUGUAAGUGCUGAUUCUAAGCAGCUGACCGAAAAUUCUGUGGUACAUAGUUCUGAAAAUAACAUGCCAUCUUCCAGCCCUGUAAAUGAAAAAGUUGAAACUAUAUCCCAGACAUCUGAAAACCCAAUGGAUAUAGUAGAUAAGUCCAAAAAACCCCGUACUCGGAGGUCUAGAUUUCAUUCUCCAUCUACAACAUGGUCUCCCAACAAAGACAUUGUACAAGAAAAGAAGCGCUCCCAGUCUCCAUCUCCCAAAAGAGAAAUUGGGAAAGAAAGCCAGAAGUCUCGUUCACCAUCUCCUAAGAAAGAACCUGCUAGAGGACGGAGAAAAUCUCGUUCUCAGUCCCCCAAAAAAGAUGCGACAAGAGAAAGGAGGUAUUCCCAGUCUCGAUCUCCAAAAAAAGACAGUACCAAGGAAGGCAAAAGAUCUGAAUCACCAUCCCCAAGAAGAGACACAUGUAGAGAUAGCCGAAGAUCUCAGUCAAAGCUGAAAGAUACAUCCUCAAGAGAAAAAUCUAGGUCCCAGAGCAGAGAAAGAGAAAGUGAGAGAGAUGGACAGAGGAGAGAUCGAGAUAGGAGAACCAGAAGGUGGUCCCGAUCCAGAUCUCGGUCUAGGUCACCUUCAAGAUCUAGAACAAAAAGUAAGAGUGCCUCAUUUGGUAGAAAUGAAAGAGGUAGUUACUCUCCUCGGUGGAAGGAAAGAUGGACAAAUGAUGGUUGGAGAUGUCCGCGAGGAAAUGAUCGGUACAGAAGGAAUGAUCUGGAGAAACAGAAUGAAAAUAUGAGAAAAGAAAAAAGUGACACCCUUCUAGAUGCUGAGGAUCCAAAUUCUGCUGACAAACAUAGAAAUGACUGUCCCAGUUGGGUGACAGAAAAAAUAAAUUCUGGUCCUGAUCCAAGGACCAGAAAUCCAGAAAAGUUAAAAGAUUUCCACUGGGAAGAAAACAGAAAUGAAAAUUCAGGGAAUUCUUGGAAUAAAAACUCGGGUUCAGGUUGGAUGUCUAAUCGUGGACGGGGUAACCGCGGCAGAGGCGCGUACCGAGGUGGUCUCACCUAUACGGAUCACAGUGAGGGAAGGUGGCAAAACCGAAAACCCCUCUCAGGGAAUUCAAACAGUUCAGGGAAUGAUUCUUUCAAGUUUGCGGAACAGCAGCCCUAUAAACAGAAAAGCGAGCAGGAGUUCUCCUUCGACACCCCGGCAGACAGGUCAGGGUGGACAUCUGCCUCGAGCUGGGCUGUGCGGAAGACCCUGCCCGCGGAUGUCCAGAACUACUACUCCCGGCGAGGGAGGAGUUCCUCGGGCCAGCAGUCUGCGUGGGUGAGACAAGAGGAGGCAGCUGAGCAGGGUAACAUGUUUUGCCCAUCUCUGAAAGGCGGGGGCAGGGAUGAGGCUAGCAUUUGUAAGGCCCUGGACUCGUCCUCUAGUACUGCAAGAAAUGAAACAGCAGGACUGCCCCCACCCCCGCCCCCGCCCCCGCCCUCCCAGCAGGUCAGCUACCUGGCUUCACAACCAGAUGGAAAGCAGUUGCAGGGUAUUCCGCCUGCAGCCUCCCACGUGAGUACUAACUCGGGCACGCCGGCCCUGACUGCUGCGACGGCAGCCCCGGGAAGUGCGGGCACCGCUCAGGGACCAAGUUCUGGUAACACUUCGUCAUCGAGUCACAGCAAAGCCUCUAAUGCUGCUGUAAGAUUGGCAGAAAGCAAAGUAAGUGUUACGGUGGAAGCCAGCGCAGAUAGCUCGAAGACAGACAAGAAAUUACAAAUUCAAGAAAAAGCAGCACAGGAGGUAAAACUGGCAAUUAAGCCAUUUUACCAAAACAAAGAUAUCACCAAGGAAGAGUAUAAAGAGAUUGUCCGGAAAGCAGUAGAUAAAGUUUGUCACAGUAAGAGUGGAGAAGUAAAUCCUACGAAAGUGGCAAAUCUGGUGAGAGCUUAUGUAGACAAAUACAGGCAUUCCCGGAAGGGGGGCCAGAAGAAGGCUGCGCAGGAGCCGGCGGCGGCAGCGGUGGCAGCGGUGGCAGUGGCGGAGCACGGUGCAGGCUGAGGGCAGUGCCACCGGGACUGGGACCCCUGCGAGGAGCGAGGCCCCGUGCUGCACCGAGUCACGAGUAACUGUGAUGGAAACUGGUUUUGAUAAAGUUAUUUUUUUUAAUGUAGGAUAUGAUGUUUUGUUCUAAAUAAAUAGUUCUGCACUGCAACUUCCUGAUACCCUCACCUCAAAUAAGUAAAUUCAAGGGAAGGUAAAGGUUUAUAGGAGUGCAUUUUUAGCAGGACUGUGCAGUAGGGUGGAUGCUGGAAGAUGUGCAGCUUUUGGAUUGGACAGUGUAACUGGUGCGUAAAUGAGAGGCCUGCGUGCACUGGUUUUGGAAGAGAUAUAUGUAUAAUACAUUUAUUAUGUCAGACUAAAAAAUAAAGGAUGAAUUUUAUGGCUUUCCCCCUCUAAUUAUAGAAAGUUAAAAUAAUGUAUUACCAUGAGAGAUAUUUCUAAUAAAUAGAAUAUACCCAGUUGCAGGGUUCCUCAUGUGUAUUUUUAAAGCACAUAUUUGCAUAGAUAGAAAACAAAUUAUCACAUGAGUAAAAUUUAGUGUGCAAGACUUGGAGAACUCUUUGCCUGUGUAUCACCAAAUAAAGGUUUGCUGCUGGC
Octodon degus (degu) is the source of this 4972-nucleotide messenger RNA. It is a transcript of the gene Scaf11, whose product is annotated as SR-related CTD associated factor 11. NCBI's taxonomy places the organism in Eukaryota, Metazoa, Chordata, Mammalia, Rodentia, Octodontidae. Bases 86 to 4372 code for a protein of 1428 amino acids. The transcript is spliced from 16 exons. Gene Ontology annotation, molecular function: RNA binding. Gene Ontology annotation, biological process: spliceosomal complex assembly. The record is from RefSeq and is a predicted model, not a curated record.